Molecule: messenger RNA, 1069 nt
Organism: Moneuplotes crassus
Lineage: Eukaryota; Ciliophora; Spirotrichea; Euplotida; Euplotidae
Source: the annotation of a GenBank genome assembly
AUGUCUAACUUUAAGUUCGGCAGAGCUACUUCAGAAAUUCAAUGAAGAUAUUCUAUUGGCAGGAGGGCAAAGAAAGAUAAUAAGAAACGUGUCGAUCAUAAAUUAACUGUUAGAGAGAGACUUGAUCUCCUCUUUGAUGAGGGUACUUUCACUGAAUAUGAUAGGUACGUUGUUCAUAAGUGUAAUGAUUUUGGAAUAAAGAAACAGAAAUUUGAUACUGAUAGAGUCGUUACUGGGCAUGAGAAAUCAAUGGAAGAACUGUCUAUGCUUUCUCAUAAGACUUCACUAUUUUCGGAGAAGGUCAGCAAGAUCAAGAGCCAAGCUAUGCUUGUUGGAGCUCGAAUUAUUGAAGAAAAUGACUCAGGAAGUGCUAAAAUUCAAGAAGGCGUACUUUCCUUGGCAAGAUAUGCUGAAAUUUUUCAAAGAAAUGUUAAUUCUUCAGGAGUAAUUCCUCAAGUUUUAUUGAUCAUGGGACCAUGAGCAGGAGGAGCUGUAACCAAAAGUAGUGUGGUCAUAAGAAAUUUUAAGCGAUAUCAGGCUAUUGCUAGCACCAGGAACUUGAUGUCUUACUUACCAUCAUCAAAUGAUGAGCUCCCUCCAAGAAGAGAAUGGGCUCUCGAGGAUGAAGCAAAUCAGGCAUCUCCAGAUAUUUUGAACAACAUUAUUCCAGACGAUCUCAAUAAACAUAUCAUACGAAGCUGGUGAUCGAAAGUUGUUUGCAUGAUGCUUGGAUAUCGAUUCUUAGAUUGAAGGAGCGAAAUUUGUUUGUGCAUGUGAUGCUUUUAAUAUUCGAGGAGUCAUCUUUGAAGAUGUCCCAGGUUUCCUCUCAGGAACUAAUCAAGAGUAUGGAGGGAUCAUUAAACAUGGUGCUAAAUUACUCUAUGCUUUUACUGAAUGUACGACUCCAAAGAUCACUGAUAUUACUCGAAAAGGAUAUCGAGGAGCAUUUGAUGUGAUGUCUUGUAAGCGACUCUCAAGAGAUAUGAGCUAUGCUUGGCCAACUGCAGAAAUUUCAGCUAUGAGAGCCAAAGGAGUUGUAGAAAUCAUUUUUAGAUGACAGAAUGUUUAA